GGGGCAGCGACUAGCGGAGAGCCAUCUUGGAACAGCUGAUGACACAAAUAUGGCUGCUGCUAGUUUGUGACAUUCUUGUGUGACUAUGCCCAUAAAGUCCAGCGCUGCGUCACUGUAACAAUGCUAAUAAUAAUGAUAAGGACAUAAUUUGGAUCCUAGAUAUGUGUUCUGUGUCUUAUAUAUGCUUUUGGUUCACCGUGGGAGCAUCAUGGCUUGUAGUAAAUACAUCAGUGAGCGGCAAUUCCAUGUCCGAGGAGGAGAGGCUCAGGCUCAAAGAGGAAGCCAAGGAGAUGUUCUAUCAUGCAUACAGCUCAUAUAUGGACAAUGCCUACCCAGCAGAUGAGUUGAUGCCCCUCAGCUGUAUGCCAAGGUGGAGGGGAGUUGACCAAUCCAGGGGGGAUAUAGAUGACACCUUGGGAAAUUUUUCACUAACAUUGGUGGACUCCUUGGACACACUAGUUGUGAUGGGAGAUAUAGAAGAAUUUGAUCGAGCUCUUCGACUAGUAGUGCGAGAUGUGUCCUUUGAUAAUGAUGUAGUUGUCUCUGUUUUUGAGACUAAUAUCCGCAUGGUUGGUGGACUGCUGUCGGGGCAUGUGCUGGCAGAACACCUUAAUCAGUUGUAUGGUGCCUUGGGUUGGUAUCGAGGAGAGUUGCUCACAAUGGCACGCGAUUUGGCCACACGACUCCUACCAGCCUUUAACACCACUACAGGAAUUCCCCAUGCCAAGGUCAACCUAAAGUAUGGGAUGAAGUCUCCAAAAUUGCAAAGUUCCAGAGAUACUUGUACAGCGUGUGCUGGAACAAUUAUUUUAGAGUUUGCUGCAUUAUCAAGAUUAACUGGUGAUCCCAUCUUUGAGGAGAAAGCACGACAAGCACUAGAUUGCCUGUGGAGUCAACGGCACAGAGGAAGUGACCUUGUUGGGACUGUGCUGAAUGUACAUUCAGGAGACUGGGUUAGAAGAGAUUCUGGAGUGGGGGCUGGUAUUGAUUCUUAUUAUGAAUAUCUUCUGAAAGCCUAUGUAUUGCUCGGGGAUGAAAGCUACUUGGAAAGGUUCAACAAGCAUUAUAGUGCUGUGAUGAAGUAUAUCAGCCAAGGUCCAAUGUUGCUUGAUGUCCAUAUGCACCGUCCUCAUACAACAUCCCGUAACUUUAUGGAUGCUCUCCUUGCAUUCUGGCCAGGAUUACAGGUUUUGAAGGGAGAUAUUAAACCAGCCAUCGAGACUCAUGAAAUGUUAUUCCAAGUGAUCCAGCGGCAUAACUUUUUGCCCGAAGCCUUCACCACUGACUUCCAGGUUCACUGGGGGCAGCAUCCUCUGCGACCUGAGUUUUUAGAAUCUACAUAUCUUUUAUACCUUGCCACUGACGACCCAUACUACCUGCGGGUUGGAGAACACAUUCUGCGCUCCCUUCAGAAGCAUGCCUGGGUACCCUGUGGAUAUGCAGCUGUCAAAGAUGUUAGGACAGGUGUUCAUGAAGACAGAAUGGAUUCAUUUGUGUUAUCAGAGACCUUCAAGUAUUUAUAUCUACUCUUUGCAAAACCAAGUGACCUGAUUAUUGAUGUAGAUCAUUUUAUUUUCACAACUGAGGCUCACCUCCUGCCUCUUUCAUUAGCUCGACUUUCCAAUCUAACAGUUGUACCUGGCCCAGAUCCUCAGGAGAGUGCACAGGAUAGUGAUGUAGAAUAUGCGAGGUCAUGCCCAAAUGCUCACUUUCUGUUUCCUGGACGCCAUGAAUUUGCUGAAACUAUAAGACGUCCCCUUAAAAACUUUGUAAAUAAUGUCUGUCCCUCACGAAAAACCCUGCAGAGAAAACUGAGGGCAUCUGAAUUUCAAGCAGGGAACAGUCGGCACAUGAGCCUGCUCAGGGACAUGGGCAUCACUAUCAUGGCUCUUCCAGAUGGUCGUGUUCAGCUGCUGCACACUUCCUCCAAUGCAAAAUCCUCAGAUGAUGCUGAGGAAGGUCUGCUUUUCAUGCAGGAAAUGAUAGAGUUGAGCAAAUUGCAGCAGGAGCAGCCAGAGAAUCCUCCUCGUGUGGUUUCCUUCCAACAAGAAAUUGAUGGUCAAACAGUCGUAACAACUAUUCAAGCUGGUCCAGCUCAGUUUGGUUUAGAUCUGAAAGGAGAUGUUCAGGUCAGAGGAACAGUAGUGAAGGCUUCUCCACUUCGAGCAUGUGAUCAGCUUCACAACAAAGGAGAUAUUAAGGAGAAGAUUGUUAUCAUAGAGCGUGGAGACUGUAUGUUUAUUGAGAAGGCCCGUAGGUUGGAGGCUCUUGGUGCUGUUGGAGGCAUAGUGCUGGAUAACACUCCAGGAACUUCUGCCAAAAGCUCCCCGAUGUUUGCAAUGUCUGGUGAUGGAACUGAUGAUGUCAGCAUUCCUCUAGUGUUCCUCUUUUCUGCUGAUGCUGAACUCCUAAUGAAUGCUCUUGAUAAACAACCUGACCUUGAAGCAGUUCUGUCAGAUUUUCCAUACAAAGAGAGUGGUACAGGCUCAGUGGAGGAAGUACAACUUGAUUUGAGUGCCACUGCUGAGGGUGGGAAAGAAACAAAAGUGGCUGAAUCAGAAGAGGGUCUACUACCUCAAGUGAUAUCUAUCAUAAACAAGAGACAGAAGGAGGAUGAAGAUAUAAGUGGUGAUGAUUUAGUGACAGUGGUGGAGGGACAGCAGGCAACACACUCUGAACAAGAAGGAAAAGAUUAUUCCCUCAAGUUUCAGAAAGCUCUCACGGAACUAGAAAAUGCAAACUCUGCUGAAGAGAUUCUUGUUGCGGCAGUUCACUAUGUCAACAGCAGACAAGAGCAGGAAGUGGCAGAGGGCAACAUUUUGAAGGCUGGACAACCAUCAUCUGCAAUCAUUACAGAACUUCAGGGACUAUUAAUCAAGAAGACAUCAUCUGACCCUAGUCUCCUAAAGUCAUUAUUAAGUGUACAUCUGCGUGAGCUGAUGGCAGUGUUACAGCAAGCCUCACCUAGCACCUCAGAUCUAGAUACAUCUCUGCAUCAUCUUCUGAACCAACUGACUGCUCUCACUCUUAAACCAUCAGUGCUUGAUCAUCCUAGGAAUACUGCCUCAGAAACUAAACUUUCUCAUCAGAGAGGUUCACCAAAAGGGGAUCAUAAUGAAGAUAGGAAACUUGAAGAACAGUUUUCUGAAGUAAUUCAGCAUCAAAUUAGAAAAAUAAGGAAGCAGUUUGAACACACUGCAGACAGUGAAGAUGUGAGUGCUAACAAAGACAGAGACUCCUUACAAACCAAAGAUCUUGAUAGGAAAGAUGAACUAUAAAGCAAUAAUAUUUUCAGAGACCUAUUAAAUGACUUAAUAUAUACAUAAGUACAGUAAAGCCUCAUUGUUUUGUGCGUAAGAAGAAUGGGAUAUAACAUCUACUCUACUACAUAUUUAUUCAAAUUGUCCAUAAUCUAAGCUGUUUUGAUUGUACUUUUGGUAUUUUCACAUGGAUUUAAUUUUCAAAUGAGAUUAUGAGUAGUUCUUUAAAGUAGAAGUAAACAUUCAAAUGAAUGUAAAAAGGACAGUUGUUGGUAUGGUAGUACUUAUUUAUUUUGUUAAUUAUAUGCACACUGGGUUAUCAGCUAAUAUGUAAGUGAUCUUUCAUUGCAAAUAACUUUUACAAAAUUAUAAACCUCAUUGAACUCUUAUUCUGCAUACACUACAAGCAUAGAGCUUACAUGUUUUAACCCAUCCUUGCUAACCCUUCCACUUGGCUUACAAUUGAUUCUUAGGGCAACUUGCAGUUGUCAUUAAAACAGUUGCUAUAAUUGUUCCAAAUGCACCACAAAACAAAAAUACUCACAUUACAAACAUUUUUAUAUUGAUAAGGUAAGACCCCACUGUUAAUAAUAUAACAUUAUUAUAAUGACAUAUUAUUGCUUUACAAAGGAGAGGAAAUAUUUGAAUAUUGUUGGUAAAUACUCACAAGUCUAAAAACUAAAUUUAUUAUUGAUUAAUCUGUUCUGAAAGAUUGUGUGGCUGUGACAAAAUUUUUGCAAAGCAUUUUGCACACACACACACACACACACACACACACACACACACACACACACACACACACACACACACACACACACACACACACACACACACACAUACACACACUCACACACAGUCAUGAUAUGAACUUUAGUGGAACCAGAACCAUAAGUGCAUUUAUAUGCCAUUAUGGUAUGAAUUAAGUACAAAGUGCAAGAGGUUAUCACUGCUACAUAAAUUCAGUCUUCCUAUUAUUUAAAGUGCAUACAUCAUGUACUUGAAAUAAAGUGAGUCAAGUGCAAAUCAAUGAGGCUUUGCUGUAUCUGAACAUUUUCAUAACCUCCUAGUUGUACAUUUUUAGCACAACUGCAUAGCAUUUUGGAGAAAGGCAAUCAGUUUAUUGUUACUAAGUAAUUGAUGGAUAACUGUCGGUUUAUUAAUAGUUUCACAGAAUCUAGAGGUUGCUCAGGGGAGCUGCUUGUCACUGUGAUAUUUGACAUUAGUGGAGCAGUUGGGUUAUGGGGGUUGCACAUUUCAUAAUCAUUUAAUGUACUAUUACAGAAAGCACUGCUCAUAAAAAAAACCACAUAGGUUUUGGCAAUGUCCAAAAGUGAACUGUACAUACCUCAUUCAUAUGAUGUACAUUCGCUACUGUAAUUCAGAGUGACUGAGAUCAUUCCAGAACCCUCUAAGGUAGAAUAGUGUAAAGACUUUGUUGAUGAUAGUUUUCUGUAGCGUAAAGGUAUAUGUAAUAUAUAUUUAUUUUAUAUUAUUGAUUUUUUGUGUGUUAGUGUAUCAAGGAAUUAAAUUCUGAAAGAAAAAUUAAACCGGUUAAAUAAGGUUAUGCAACAUCAGUUUGAGAUAAAAGUCAUUCUAUGAUAUUUUUAUUUUUAUUUUUUAUUUAUUUAUUUAUUUUUUUUUUUUUUGUUAACCCAUCAAUGGCUGUCUAUGAAAAACUGCUACAAUGAUUUGUUUUUUAUUUUCUUACCUCACUUAAAAAAAAAUGAAAAAAAAUUGGCCCCAGAGGAUAUAACAGUGCUUAUUAAUAACAUGUACUUGAUUUAUUUGCAUCAGAGAUAUUUUGAUGAAACAUUGUUAAGGGUGUCCUUAACUAGAAUCCUCACAAUGGUCAUCAGAAGUGUUGGAACUAAAACACAUGCUUUAUAUUCUGUUCAUGUAUAUCUGAUGCUUGUUCCAAAUGGAAGCUUCAAAAUGGUGGACCAUGAUAGCAUCCUUGUUAAAUACCUUCCCAUGCACAUUGUCCUUAGUUCCUGUAUUCUUAUUCUUCUUUUGUAUGUGUCCUUCACAUUUGCUUGGAUACUUAAUUGGCAACAGCAUCCUAAAAUUGUUUCAACAUAUUCUCUCUCUCUCUCUCUCUCUCUCUCUCUCUCUCUCUCUCUCUCUCUCUCUCUCUCUCUCUCUCUCUCUCUCUCUCUCUCUCUCUCCGAUAUUACUUGUUUUUUUUUUAGAUGUUAACCGCUGUUACAUAUAUUUAUGUUUUUCAGAUGAAAUCAAUUUUACUUAUGUUUUUGAAAAUCCUUAUACAUAUUCCACUUAAAUCUGCUUGCUUGAAUAUGAUCCUAUUCUACAUUAACACUGAUCUGUCCUUCAUUUAUACUAUUUGUACACUAAAUUCUCUCCCAAAGAAUCUUUUUGUCAUCUUCAGUAAACAAAAAGAACUAUGCCAAGAUAGAAAAAUUCUUUCAUCUCAUUGAACUUGAUGGUAUCACAAUGAAGCUCAGUAAUGCCUCAUGAUGCUUCAUCUUUCUCAUGUCAUACUUCUUGCACUAUCUGCAUUUCUAUAGUGAACGUUUUAUAAUGACAAUAAAGAAACAUUUAACUAUGUGCCAAUUCUCAUAGACAAAAUUACUUAAUCUAACACUUUUGUCUUACAUUAUUACACUGAACAGAUCUUAUGAAAUAAAAUAUCUUGGUGUCACAUUCACAUAGACCCCCAGAGAAAUUAGCAAGAAGGUUCUGUUCACACUGACAUAGAAACACAGGUUCUAUAAUGGUUUCUUUGUAUAAUUCGUUUUUUUUUUUUUAUCAAUUUUGCACAUUUUUGGUUCUUUAUUGACAAUAGAUGCACCAAUAAACUUUUUACUCAACUUUUUAAUCCAUGAAUGCAUUGGAGUUGCCUCCUUUUUGUUAAAUAUAUCUCUGUCUGACUGAUCACACACACACACACACACACACACACUCAUAAAGAAGAGGAUCUUCCAUUUUUAUCCAUAUUCACUUUCAAGUAUUAUCCAUUACUCAGCUGUAGUUGCCCUGAAAAGAUUAUAAAAUCAUUUCUUUUGAUCCUAUAAAGAGACUAUAAUCCACUGGUUCUUCCGUUUUUCCUAGUGGUCCUCUAUUUCUCAUCAACAUUUUGUGUCUCUUCAUACUCAGCUCUUUACAUAAGAUGACUGCUGAAUUAGUAUUCCUUGUAUUAUAUAUUUAUUUUUCCCCCACCACAUAAUAUUCACUUAUCUGCUCAUUCUUUGCCUUCUUAAAAAUUUGUAUAUCCAUAGACUAAAUUUCUCCAGUCCAUCAUAAGUAUUUUAAUUUGUCUAUUUCACCAUACAUAAAGUUAUUUAAUCUUUAUUCUGCCACUGAAAUUAACAUUUUUUAUAACAUGUAAAUGAUAUGAUUACACUCCAUCCCUGUAUCUUUUUGCUUCAUAUCUUGAAUUCUUGCUCAUUUCUAAUAUUGCUAAAGCAAUAUUACUUUGUAAUAGAUUACAUGGGAACACACACACACACACACACACACACACACACACACACACACACACACACACACACACACACACACACACACACACACACACACACACACACACACACACACACACACACACACACACACAC
Molecule: messenger RNA, 6835 nt
Organism: Scylla paramamosain (green mud crab)
Lineage: Eukaryota; Metazoa; Arthropoda; Malacostraca; Decapoda; Portunidae
Gene: Edem2
Product: ER degradation-enhancing alpha-mannosidase-like protein 3
Exons: 18
Coding region: 162-3278 (1038 amino acids)
Biological process (GO): endoplasmic reticulum mannose trimming; carbohydrate metabolic process; mannose trimming involved in glycoprotein ERAD pathway
Cellular component (GO): membrane; endoplasmic reticulum
Molecular function (GO): calcium ion binding; mannosyl-oligosaccharide 1,2-alpha-mannosidase activity
Source: RefSeq, a predicted model, not a curated record